Molecule: messenger RNA, 289 nt
Organism: Dentiscutata erythropus
Lineage: Eukaryota; Fungi; Glomeromycota; Glomeromycetes; Diversisporales; Gigasporaceae
Source: the annotation of a GenBank genome assembly
CUUGAAAUUACAGGCUAACUUCAGAAAACCCGGAAUUGAAAAAUUAAAUUUAGAAUUUAGAUCUAACAUUGAAAAUAGUAAGAACAAAUCCCAAAACUCUAACGACCCGGGUACGGGUAGCUCAGCGGUAAUGCUUCCGGGUUUGCAAUCAAAAGAUCGUUGGUUCGUCUCCCGUCUUGUGUCUGCGAAUACUACGACGAAUACGGGUUACGGUGAAAAGUCGGACAACGCCCCAGCUGAGGGAUUCUUAAAUGGUGAGGACCUUACGAAUUUAGAAAGUUCUCGAUGA